Molecule: messenger RNA, 6005 nt
Organism: Strigops habroptila (Kakapo)
Lineage: Eukaryota; Metazoa; Chordata; Aves; Psittaciformes; Psittacidae
Gene: ADAMTS3
Product: ADAM metallopeptidase with thrombospondin type 1 motif 3
Exons: 22
Coding region: 219-3839 (1206 amino acids)
Biological process (GO): extracellular matrix organization; proteolysis
Cellular component (GO): extracellular matrix
Molecular function (GO): metalloendopeptidase activity
Source: RefSeq, a predicted model, not a curated record
AGGCAGGGCGCAGGCAGCGGCAGGAGGCGGCAGCGCGGUGACUCGCCGCCCCCAGCCCGCCCGGCUGCCGCCUCCCCCCUCCCCGGGGCGCCGGCGCCAGCGGGGUGCAGCCGCGCUCCCAGGACGGCCCCGGCGGCGGGGCGGGGGGGAGCGAAGAGUAGGACGACGGAGGAGCGCGGCCACGGCCGGGAGCGUGUGGAGCGGUGGCUGGGAUCGGGAUGGUGCUCCCGCCCCUGUGGGUACUGGCAGCCGCGCUCCUGGGGCUCCGCGCUGCAGCCGCUCGGCAGGCUGGUAAAGAACAACAGACCCAAAUAGAAUUACGAAAAGGCAGACCAAGACCGUAUGGGUUAGUGAUUCCAAUCAGUACCAGUGCAGACGGAAGCUACAUCUCCAAUAUCCUCUCUGCAAGUCACCAAAGAAGAUCAACGCGGGAGGUAUCCCAGAGCCUCAAACAGCUGUAUUUUAACGUGACUGCGUUUGGACAGGAAUUCCACCUCCGGCUGAAACCCAACACUCGUUUAGUGGCUCCCGAGGCCGUCGUGGAGUGGUAUGAAGACUCUGUGCAAACUGGAAGUGAUGCUUGUAACGCGAGUCAGAGUAGAACUGCUACAGAGAGGUUAUGGAAGAGAGAGCCCCUGUGGACCAACUGCGCAUAUGUGGGAGACAUAACGGACAUCCCUGGAGCUUCUGUGGCUAUCAGCAAUUGUGAUGGUCUGGCUGGAAUGAUAAGAACCGAUAAGGAUGAAUACUUCAUUGAGCCUUUGGAAAGAGGAAAGCAAAUGGAAGAGGAAAAGGGGAGAAUCCACAUGGUGUACAGGCGAUCAGCUGUAGCGCAGCAUCCCACCGAUACGCUCCCUGAUGUCCAUAGAGAAGAGUCUCUUCUGGGUGGCCCUGGAGAGCUGAGUUCCUUAUCCAGCAGUGUGGAGCAGCAGCUAAACAACACUCUGAGGCGACGCAGGCAUGCAGGUGAUGACGACUACAACAUCGAGGUGCUGCUUGGCGUGGAUGACUCUGUCAUCCGAUUCCAUGGCAAAGAACACGUUCAAAACUACCUCCUCACCCUCAUGAACAUAGUGAAUGAAAUUUACCACGAUGAAUCCCUGGGCAUUCACAUAAAUGUCGUGCUGGUCCGGAUGAUCAUGUUGGGGUAUGCAAAGUCCAUUAGCUUGAUUGAAAGGGGGAAUCCCUCCAGAAGCUUGGAGAACGUUUGCCGCUGGGCAUAUCAGCAGCAGAAGUCAGACCCCAACCACUCUGAGCACCAUGAUCAUGCCAUCUUCUUAACCAGGCAAGAUUUUGGGCCUGCUGGUAUGCAAGGAUAUGCCCCUGUUACUGGCAUGUGUCACCCGGUCCGAAGCUGUACCCUCAACCACGAGGAUGGGUUUUCAUCAGCUUUUGUUGUCGCUCAUGAAACGGGUCACGUGCUGGGAAUGGAGCACGAUGGGCAAGGGAACAGAUGUGGGGAUGAGACAGCCAUGGGGAGUGUGAUGGCUCCCUUGGUGCAGGCUGCCUUUCAUCGUUACCACUGGUCCAGAUGCAGCGGCCAAGAACUCAAAAGAUACAUACACUCUUAUGACUGUCUUCUCGACAACCCUUUCGAACAUGACUGGCCCAAGCUUCCUGAACUGCCAGGCAUCAAUUAUUCCAUGGAUGAACAGUGCCGCUUUGAUUUUGGCGUUGGCUAUAAAAUGUGCACCGCGUUCCGAACCUUUGACCCAUGCAAGCAGUUGUGGUGCAGCCAUCCAGAUAACCCAUAUUUCUGUAAGACUAAGAAGGGACCUCCACUUGAUGGGACUGAAUGUGCCCCCGGAAAAUGGUGCUAUAAAGGUCACUGUAUGUGGAAGAACGCUAACCAGCUGAAGCAGGAUGGCAACUGGGGACCCUGGACAAAAUUUGGUUCCUGCUCACGGACCUGUGGGACUGGAGUUCGCUUUAGAACACGCCAGUGCAACAAUCCAAUGCCCAUUAAUGGAGGUGAGGAUUGUGCUGGCGUCAACUUUGAGUUUCAACUUUGCAAUGCAGAGGAGUGUCCGAAGCACUUUGAGGACUUCAGAGCGCAGCAAUGCCAGCAACGCAAUUCCCAUUUUGAGUAUCAGAGCAGCAAGCACCACUGGCUGCCAUACGAGCACCCCGACUCUAAUAAGAGAUGCCACCUGUACUGCCAGUCCAAAGAAACUGGAGGUGUUGCCUAUAUGAAACAGUUGGCACACGAUGGGACUCGCUGCUCCUAUAAAGAUCCCUACAGCAUUUGUGUUCGUGGAGAAUGCGUGAAAGUGGGUUGUGACAAGGAAAUUGGCUCCAAUAAGGUUGAAGAUAAGUGCGGCGUCUGCGGCGGGGAUAAUUCUCAUUGCCGGACUGUGAAGGGAACCUUCACCCGCACUCCCAAAAAGCUUGGGUACCUAAAGAUGUUUGACAUCCCUCCCGGUGCUCGACAUGUGUUUAUCCAAGAAGACGAGGCUUCUCCUCACUUUCUUGCAAUUAAGAACCAGGCUACAGGACACUACAUUCUGAACGGGAAAGGGGAGGAGGCCAGAUCCCGAUCUUUCAUCGACCUGGGUGUGGAGUGGGAGUACAACAUCGAAGAUGACAUUGAAACUCUCCACACUGAUGGGCCCUUGCAUGAUGCGGUGGUUGUGCUGAUCAUUCCUCGGGAGAAUGACACGAGAUCCAGCCUGACCUACAAGUACAUCAUUCAUGAGGACUCAGUACCAACUAUCAACAGCAACAACGUCCUUCAGGAAGAAGUAGACACUUUUGAGUGGGCAUUGAAGAGUUGGUCACAGUGCUCCAAACCCUGUGGUGGAGGGUUUCAGUACACCAAAUAUGGGUGUCGCAGGAAAAGUGAUAACAAAAUGGUUCAUCGCAGCUUCUGUGAAGUUAGCAAAAAGCCCAAGCCCAUCCGUAGAAUGUGCAACCUUCAGGAAUGCACCCAGCCUCUCUGGGCAGCAGAUGAGUGGGAGCACUGCACCAAAAGCUGUGGGAAUUCUGGGUACCAGCUCCGUACGGUGCGCUGCAUCCAGCCUCUUCAUGACGGCGUGAACCGCUCCGUCCAUUCCAAGUACUGCAGUGGAGACCGCCCCGAGAGCCGCCGGCCGUGCAACCGCGUACCGUGCCCUGCAGAGUGGAAGGCUGGACCCUGGUCUGAGUGUUCCGUGACCUGUGGGGAGGGAACUGAGACCCGGCAGGUCAUGUGCCGUGCCGGUGACCAGUGCAAUGGAGAAAAGCCAGAAGCAGUGAGGGUUUGUAAACUCGCUCCCUGUAACGAUGAGCCCUGCCUGGGAGACAAAUCCAUCUUCUGUCAAAUGGAGGUGCUUGCACGGUACUGUUCCAUCCCCGGCUACAACAAGCUGUGCUGUGAGUCCUGUGGCAAGCGCAGCAGCACCCUCCCACCACCAUUCCUCACCAAAACUGCUGCAGCUGAAGAGGAAGCAACAUUUGAUCAGAGCCACCUGCCUGGGACGUUGAUGGUACCAACGCUGGCAGUGUCCCACCAGACACAGUUCCUGCCUGGGAGGAGUAAUCUGGGCAGGCUUCCUUCUGGAGAAGAAGACACCAAUCCACACAUCUCCCUGCCCAACACCAAGCCCAGUGGGGCUGAGUUCCCGCAAUGGAGAGUUCCUCCAGCAAAGAAGACUUCUAGGCUGUUGGCUUUGCUGCACCAGUCACCUGCCAAUAGCAGCAGUCUCAGUCCUCACCAUGCCCUUGGGUUGGCAGCGGCCAUUCCUGCGGUGCCAGCUAAUAACACCAUAGCAGGGGCUCCUUCUCUAUCAAGAACCUCAAGGAAGAGCGAGAAGCAUAUUGAGAAGAGGUCGCCUUCAAGGUCCUCCACUGUGGAACGAUGAACAUGAAUGCCUUGUGAGGAUAGCCAUUGAAUGAAGCUUGUUUUGGCGCUUUAGGUUUCAUUUCCUUACUUCUAGACACUAUGGUGCAUGCUGCUUUCCACAAGCAAGACACUGUAGGUCAUCAACUCAUUUUCCUUGUAAAUACAAAGAACGAGAAGUGCUGGUUCACUUUCUAGUUGCUCCUCCUGUCCUUUUCCCAUCCUGCGUUACCUGGCUGGCUUGAACGCAUUGGAGGAACACACCAAAGGAUACUCCUCAUGGUGAGCAGGUGUUGCUGAGAGCAUCGGUCAAGCUCCAAUACAGAAAAGCGGCCCUGACCUCAGGGUUCUAAACACUCACAUGUAGAAAAGCCCCAUCACAAGAGGUACCAGAUGUUUACACUCUACAAAAUACUUUGGCAAUGGAACAAGGGAAUCCUAAGACUUGUUUUGCUAAUUUAUCUAUAGAAAUGGAUCUUGUAUGAGCAACUUUGCACCGUUGUGUAAAUCCUGUAUAUUGCAGAAAAGCAGUAUUAUUUUUAAGAGGUUUGUGCUGUCAGACAACCGUUGACCUAUGUUGCAUUCUGGACAAGUGCUAGGUGCCUGCCACUGAGUGCUGCCUUAUUGCCAUUCCGAGAGCUGAUGUGUAAAGCAGCAUUGUCAUGAAAGGAGGAGUACCAUUUUCAGACGAAUUACAUCUCCUGACACUAGGAAAGGGUGUUUACCAACAGUGUGAUGCUUUCUUUUGAAACGAGGGAAAAUGCAUGAACCUAAAGGUCUAGUUCUAGCCCAUGAAAAGUAGGUUUAGAAACUUUAGUGUAACUCCAGUCACAGGUUGGAAAAACCAUUUUAUGUGCCUGUGAGAUGAUCACUGAGCUGGCAUCACCUCAGUGUGGGGGCAGCAGUGCCGUCCCUUAGGUUUCCCUUUGCUGAAGAGGUCGGACUGGAGUAGGAAGAAGCCAUGUAAAUACUGUAAGUACUGUAAUGUCCACCAGUCAAACACGAGUUCUGUUCUCCAGCUGAUCGCUUUGUAAUUUCUGAAGCUGAGAAAGCAUCACAAAGCUAGAGUAGGCACUAACAAGAAAUAGCUGUGACAAGAAAACAGAUUUAUUAUUGUUUUUCCAACUGGAAGAAUUGAUUUCAAGGUGAGAUAGAUAUUUAUUUUUCAGCAGGGUUCACCUCAAAGCUCCACAACCACAAUGCAUCUGACUGCAAGAACGUGCUAGUACUUUAUGUCGAUACCCAUCUUGUUCACAGUCCACCCAGUCGCACUCUCUCCUGUGUGUUGCUGUAAAGUACUUGUAUAUAGGAUUGAGAACUAAAGAUAUUUAUUAAAAGUGGAUUUCUUGAUAGUAUUUUAUGUACUAAAUAUUUACACUAAGGGCAAUUGACUGUUCUUUUUUGCUAAGAUAAAAUAGAGAUGUGUAAUUAGCCACGUGUACAUGCUAUGUCAUAUGGAUAGAACAGAAAUUUAAGCUAAUUAAACUACUGUAGAGAAAUUGUUGAUCUUCUGCUUUAAAAAUAAGUAAGUCUUAUGACAGCUUUUUUAUUCCAAGCAUCUUUAAUUUCUAAACAGGUUAUUAAAGUUUCACGUGCAAUUUUUGCUUCCUCAUAAAGAGCCCUCAUGAUCUACCCAUUUAAAAGGCCAGUGAGUACAUCCUCCUAAAAUGCUACCAAGUAGAUCAGGACCCCAAAGAUGACAUUCUAGAAACAUCAGUAGUGAUUAUGCAGAGUCACCAGGAAGAAAUAAGGAUGAAAAUUUUGUAAAAUUAAGGAUGAAGACUUUUAAAGGAGAAUAUGGUAGGUUGAUGCUGUUGGGGGAAGUCCAGGGUCAUAGCGUGCAUCGCACUGUGUGCCAUCUAACCCACCAAAGUACUGACACCCCUACAGAACUGCUGCUGCAUUUCCACAGGACUUUUGAAGGACCAAGAAAUCUGCUUUAAGCAGAUGGCGCAGAGCCUCAAACAGACAAAUAGGGUGUGUUUGUUUCUUUGCAAUUCCUCCAAAGGCAAAUUCUCUUUUCUCUUUCUCUUUUAAGCAUAUACAGUGUGGGUGUAGAUAAUCCUUGUACCUCUUGGAUUUCUUUUCUACCAAGUUUAUUUCUCUUUCUGUCAAACGUACACUACUGACUGAUACUGUUUGUUGUAUUGGGGAGCAUGUAACAAUAAAAUCUUUCACAUGAAAAGCC